AUGGAGACCGGCGCUGGAGAAGGGCCAGGCUCAGACCGGCGGGCGAUGGGAGAUACACCCGUGCUACUGGAGGGGUGGCGAGCAUACGAACGCACCAUGGUGCAACGUAACAGUGCAACCCUGCAGGGCGUCGCACCAUGGUGCAACGUAACAGUGCAACCCUCCCUGCAGGGCGUACCCAUUGCAUCAAUCGCCACUCGCAGCUCGAUGGCCAAGCGGUAUAAGAUUGGCCGCAGGGACCUUUUGCUUUGUGGUUCAAAUCUACACCAUCCCACUUUGCGCAAUUUUGGAUUCUCACGUCGCCUCCCAGAGUAA
Molecule: messenger RNA, 315 nt
Organism: Opisthorchis viverrini
Lineage: Eukaryota; Metazoa; Platyhelminthes; Trematoda; Opisthorchiida; Opisthorchiidae
Exons: 2
Coding region: 1-315 (104 amino acids)
Source: RefSeq, a predicted model, not a curated record